Molecule: messenger RNA, 5292 nt
Organism: Acanthoscelides obtectus
Lineage: Eukaryota; Metazoa; Arthropoda; Insecta; Coleoptera; Chrysomelidae
Source: the annotation of a GenBank genome assembly
GCACAUUUCGAAUGAGACUUGCCAGUACUGUUUUGCAAAGUGGAAACACCGCUGGGAAAAGUGUUAAUACGAGAGGAGAGUACUUUGAAAGGGACAAGGACGGAUAGUACUACUACUAAAAGUAGAGACAGAUGGUAACCGGAAUAAUACAAGAUCUAUUCAAAAGAGUGCCUCAAGAUGUUAUGGGUGACGAUCUUCCGGCGAUCAUGAACAUUCUCUAUAAAAUCGGAGAAGAAUCCAUUCUGAGGGCUGAUUUGCUGGAACAAAUCCCUGACCUCGCUGCGGCUGCAGUAGAGUCGAAUGUCUUGAAAGAUGUGGUCAGCGAGUAUCUCAUACCAUUGGUCGCGCGAAGUGUGGGUCUGCCAGACAAUGCGGUGGAUAGAGCCGCGCAAGCCGCCCUUUUUCAACUGAUAGAGGCUGGAUAUGUCUCAAAAUUUGAUGCCGAGAUCAAGAUCUGUCCUUCCAUUCUGGCCCUUUCGAAUUUGGACAGCACGCCAGAUGCAAAUACCAAAGCUAUUCCAUUGAUGAGUAAGCUGGGGCCACAUCUGGGUAGGGACAUAACAGAAAGGGUAUUCCUGGAAAGGUUCACCGAACUAUGUACAAGUCCCAUUUUUUUUGUGCGGAAAAUGUGUGCUGAUCACUUUGGGCACUUCUGCACAGCUAUCGGAAAGGAGGCGUUUGAAGAGUCUUUGCUCCCCUGCUACAUAGCUCUCUGCGUGGACGAAGUAUGGGGCGUUCGCAAAGCGUGCGCUGAACAAAUCACCUACAUGUCCUGUGUAUGUCCGCCUUUACUCAGAAAGGAACUGCUCGCCCCAGCCUUCGACAGACUGCUGCAAGACAGCAACAGGUGGGUGCGACUGGCUGCCUUCCAGUCGUUGGGUCUCUUUCUAUCAACCUUUGCUGAAACGCCCAUCACUAACGUCAAGUGCGAGAGAGGAGGUGGGCUUGUGUUGGUCAACAACAUGGGAGGAGAGUUUGUAUUAACACCAGCACCAACGUUCAUAAAAACGGACAGGUUUGCAACGUUUAUGAGCCAAAAAGAUGAAUAUUUGGAAUCUCAGGAUCAUUUUCCUGAUUUAGUGUCAUAUUGCGGUGAAUAUGUGUUCGGUGGGAGAGUAAUAAAUCCAAAUUUUGGAUAUUGUGAACAACAAGAACUAACAUUAGAACAUCAACAAAACAGCAAUGAAACUAUUAGUAGUAAAGAGAACAAUGACAACAACAAUUUAGAUAAGGUAAAUUCCAAUAACGAAGAUAGGAUAGAUGAUGAGGAUGAUGAUUUGCAUCUGUUUAACUCUUACAAUUAUUGGAAUAUCAGACUAGAGCCUCCAUUGGACCCUAGUAUUAUUUCCGGGUCAGAGUGUAACCCAAGCGAAUUGAAUGGGUCAGCAGAUGUAGGGGUAAGAAUCUAUCUUUAUUGUGCAGUCCUUUUUUCAUUUUGCUUUAGGUCGCUUUGUUUUAAGGUACGUUUCCGUUCAACAAGUUUGAUCCGCAACAUGUGCCAGCAAUUUGUACAGUCUGCAACUUGCGCUGUGGAUAUUUCAAUUUGCAGCAUGUUCCCGGCACUUUUGUACGAACAAAGUGUUGGAGAUAACGAAGUACAUGUGCCGGGGAUAUUUGCGCAACACGUUGCAGGUUAUCAGAACGUCUAUUGGAAACAUACCUUUAUUGUGCAAAAUGUACUGAAAAAUCCAUAUGUGGAUAAUUUGCUCAAUGCUGUAUUAUGCGCAGUGGAGAGUAAAUGUUGAGUGAUGUCGUUGCUUUAAUGCAGAAAGUCACUUUUUUGUCGAAUACGUAUUGUUUUAAACCAAACAAUAGAUUGGGGUAUGAUAUUAAGCUAUGGCAGUGAUCUUUUUAUAUUGGUAAUGAAUAGUUGAAAUACGCUAAUACUGAAGAUACUAAAUUAAAUGAGGCAGUAGAAAAGCGCCACAAAGAAAUUGAAGAUCUGAUCGCCAAUCACUCUUAUGUCCUUUCAAAGUAGAUUUCUAAAUUCAUUUGUGUUCUGCUACUGCUACUGCCUUAGUUGGCGCUUUCAGAUCCAUUUUGGACGCCAGAAUACAGCAUACGGUUGGUUCUCUUCAUAGUGCAUGUUAAACAAGGGUUCAGACAAACAGUAGUUCAUUGCAUAUUUAGGUGAGGUAGUUGGCAGACAUCGAUAACAAAAUACCAUUUUUUGAAGUCAUUGGGGUGAUUUUGGUUGGCAUAUUUUCCUUUUCAAGUAUGUAAAAUGAAAAUUAUUCCCAAAAAUUGCACUUUAGACUUUUGCAUUCAAGCAACGAUCGAUUUAGCGUGGCUGUUUUAUCUUGUAAUCUGUACAGGGUGUUCUGCUAUAAGUUGACUCCAACCUCCUACUUUUUUGAAUGACCGUUUGUAAAAAAAUAUUGUCCACAAAAGUUUUACGUGCAAUAUAACCUUUAUAUAAAAAAGUGUUAUUGAAUAAAGUCGCAUGUAGUUGGUCAAUAUAAAAUAAUGGCUUUUUUCUGAUUUCAAAUAUACUUAUUUUCAUCAGUUUGGUCAAAAACUUGAAUUUUGUAUAAUUUAUUUAUGUGAAUACGAGUUCAAACCAGUUUGUAUUUAGCCGCCCAUGCUAUCUGGCAUAAGGCCAGAUACGCUUAAAUAUAAUAAAAUUCAUUUUUGACCAAAGUAAUGAAAAUAAGCAUAUCUAUAUAUAUAUACAGGUAUAUAUAUAACAAAAAGUAGAAAAAUAAUGGGCAAAAUCCGCAAAAAAGAGGAAAGUGGAUUCGAGCAGAAAAUAGGAUAGGUAACCCGAGCGAUACGUGUUUCUGCUGGUUAGUUUCAUCAGGCCCGAAAUGAAUGCACAUAUGAAACUACAAAACUUUUGUAUACAACUUUUUGUUCCUAAAAGGUCGUGCAAAAUAGUUACGAGAGCCAAUUUAUAAGGAGACUUGCUGUACAUAGUACACAUUUUUGGUAAUGCUAUUUGUUUUAUUUUAUUCCAUUGCAACAUUUUUUGUUUAGCUAGAUGAAGACCUAGCAAGGCUAUUUUUUUAAAGUAAUCAUCAGAAUAUAUUUGGUUUCAUUUUGCUUUUUUGAUAGUACCCUACUGCGCCUCCUGUACUUUUUUGUCCUUCACACUUGUAAGUAGAUUUUAGUAGAAUAGAUGUUUGAUUGUUUUAUCACGGUUUUUUCUAAUAUUUUCAUAGCCAUGAUAACUCCAAAACCUCAUUCAUUUUAUCGUAUUUAAAGCAUACUGCUGGUUAAAAAGACGAACACGUCCAUUAUGUUGAGGUAUGGUAUUUUUUUUUAAUUAAGCAUCAGUAUAACGUAUCGUCGUGGUAGCAAACAAAAAUGUUUGAAAUUUAAUUCCUUAGUGACAAAAUACUCGAAUACAAAAUUCGGUGUUUUUCUUGAGUUCAAUCUGAUUUCAUGCAAUUCUGUAUACAAAAUGACUGUAUUAUGUGAUUUUUAAAUUUCCCGCGAGACGCUCGCCCUCUGGCGGCAGAAGUUUGAAUUUGCGUUCCCUCUCCAGCUCCAGUACUUUCUUUUCCGUUUCCGUUUGUAUUCCAUAUUCGAUCAUUCAAUUUUUUUUCGUGCACGUGGCGAGUGGUUGAUUUCGCAACUCGCGACUAUUUUUGAAAAUCUUCUAGUAGUUAUGAAUGUUAGAGUGGCUUGUAAAAGAAAUAUGAUUCAUCUAAACCCGCCAAGUUCGUAUAAUUCGACAGAGAGUGAUGUAAUUAGAUAUUUUUAUGAUGAAAAUACUUAAUUUUUAAACUCGACACGUGGAAAAAGGUAUGCAGUCAUUUUUUAUUCUAAUUUUGCUAUGUAUAAUUGCUUCUGGUCUAAUGAAUUAUAAUGCAUAACUUGCAUAAACAACAGAAACUGUUCCUUAAAGCCUCCCAUAGAUUUAUAAUGGGGUCUUCAGGUUAUGUGUAUGGACCUUAUUUAAAUAGCUGUUCUUCAAUGAAAUUCAUCAAAAACGCACUUUUUACUAUUCCGUUAAACACAAUUUUCACUCAUCUGUGGGCCCCUAAAAUCAGAGGCCUUGCCUUGGUUAUUCUUGAAAGGCUCCAUAUCAAGCCCUUGCAUUGCAUCAUACUUGCUUCAAUGUUGUAUUUGAAUUGCUGCUCUUUGAUGAUAUUUGAAAAAUAAUUUUCAAUAUUCUGAGGGCCUGCAAAGUCUGAGGCUAUGCUCUGGUUGUCCUUAAGUCAAUUUUUUGCUGUUCUCAAAAUCAGGAAAAACACAUAGAUUGUCCCUGAAUAGUGAUGGCCUGGCUCUAACAUUGCUCUAAUCUCGCUUUAUGUAUUUAGCUAUUUACAUACAAAUAUACUCAAUCUAUUCUUGAAUGCAAUAUUCCAGCUAGAUAAAUUUAAACUAAAGAAAGUCUACUUGAUUGUUUCAAUCCAAGUAACUGCUCCAAUUUAGAAUUUAGCCAGAUCUAUGCAUCACAAUCAUUGAGAGCUAGACAUAAGAUCUUUGCCACUGCACAAAGUGACAAUAGGCAGUUGACCCAUGUUGUAUUUCAUAAAAAUGUAUCAAUAAAAAUAAUACAUACCUAGGUUGAGAAGUGGGUCAUAAUUGGAUGUAGAAUUUUUUUCACUACUAACACUAGAUUUUUUCGCGGGAUCCCAUAGCAAACGGAGCGGUAGUCAUGUCGUUCAAAAUGAACGACUCGUCUAAGCGAGCGAUGAUUGAACGACUCUUUUGUUACAUAUGACUUGUUCAUUUGUGCCAGGUGUGCCUGCAGUAACUGAACUGCAAACUUGACAAUGUGGUACAGUACAGACACUAUCUAGGGAACCUGGUUGCUUUGUUUUGAGAUGUCUCAUUAAAUUAUACAUUGAAAUGAUUGGAUUUGAGAGCAAAAAUUGUAUUUCGAUUCAGAAUUCGGUAAUUCCUCACAACUGGACCACAUAUUCCUUCUUUUUUUGGAAGACAGUAUACAUUCAUUACACUCAAUUUCAACCAAAUAUAUUAAUACUCAAAUAAAUAUAAUAUCAGUAACCCUAACCCUUCAUUUCAUUUUCAUAGUAUGAUAUAUAUAUUCUCUGACUCAGUGAGUCGUUACUUGAGGCAACAUAAUACUCUUGUUAGCUUCGAGGCCAGUCGGUAAUCGUAUCAUUCAAAUGAACGACUCACUGAAGAGAGAUGAACGAAAUGAGCGAGCUCAGAGAAAAGAGUCGUAUGUCUCAAGCCUAAGGAGCGGGAACAGAUGGAAUCUCCCCUUCCACUCGAAGUUUGACAGUUUCAAGUUACACCGGGAGUGGUUAGAUGGUGCAUGUUGUGCAAAAUGUUUGCUUUCGUUUUUCACUUGAGAUGCCUGUUUUUUAAAUAGUA